This is a messenger RNA of Falco peregrinus (peregrine falcon), 3042 nucleotides long. RefSeq names its product SET and MYND domain containing 2 (gene SMYD2). Gene Ontology annotation, molecular function: protein-lysine N-methyltransferase activity; histone methyltransferase activity; protein binding. The coding region runs from base 149 to 1459 and encodes 436 amino acids. The transcript is spliced from 12 exons. The record is from RefSeq and is a predicted model, not a curated record. NCBI's taxonomy places the organism in Eukaryota, Metazoa, Chordata, Aves, Falconiformes, Falconidae. Gene Ontology annotation, cellular component: nucleus.
CAGGGGCAGGAGCAGGGGCAGGCGGCCGGCAGCGGCCCUCCGACGCCCCGCAGCGCGCUAGGACCCGGCGGGCCCCGCUGGCGUGCGCCGGCUGAGCGGGGAGCGCGGCGCGGCCUGCCCCGGCGCCCCUUCCCUUCCCCGCGGCGGGAUGCGCUCGGAGGCGGCGCCGCAGCCGGGCGACCUGGAGAGGUUCGUCAGCGCCGGCAAGGGCCGGGGGCUGCGGGUGCGGCGGCGCUUCGCCGUGGGGGAGCUGCUCUUCAGCUGCCCGGCCUACACCGCCGUGCUGACCGUCAGCGAGCGCGGCGGCCACUGCGACGGCUGCUUCGCCAGGAAAGAAGGAUUGUCCAAGUGUGGAAGAUGUAAACAGGCCUUUUACUGCAAUGUGGAAUGUCAGAAGGAAGACUGGCCAAUGCACAAGCUAGAGUGUUCUGCCAUGUGCGCUUUUGGGCAGAACUGGAAUCCCUCUGAGACCGUGAGGCUGACGGCGAGGAUCCUUGCCAAACAGAAAAUUCACCCUGAAAGAACACAGUCAGAGAAGCUGCUUGCUGUAAAAGAAUUUGAAUCACACCUUGACAAACUAGACAAUGAAAAGAGAGAGCUGAUUGAGAACGACAUUGCUGCUCUUCAUCACUUUUACUCAAAGCACUUGGAGUACCCUGACAAUGCUGCCCUUCUAGUUGUCUUUGCACAAGUUAACUGUAAUGGCUUCACAAUUGAAGAUGAAGAACUCUCUCAUUUGGGAUCAGCCAUAUUUCCUGACGUUGCAUUGAUGAACCAUAGCUGUUGCCCAAAUGUGAUUGUAACUUACAAGGGGACUUUGGCUGAAGUCAGAGCUGUUAAAGAGAUUGAGCCUGGAGAGGAGGUUUUUACCAGCUAUAUUGACCUGUUGUAUCCCACAGAAGACAGAAAUGACCGGUUAAGAGACUCAUAUUUCUUUAAUUGUGAUUGCAGGGAGUGCAUUACAAAAGAAAAGGAUAAAGAGAAACUGGAAAUUUGCAAGCUGAAUGAUCCUCCUUCAGCAGAGACGGUACAGGACAUGAUCAGAUAUGCCAGGAACGUGAUUGAGGAAUUCAGAAGAGCCAAACACUACAAAUCUCCUGGUGAAUUACUGGAGAUCUGUGAACUCAGCCUGGACAAGAUGGGCGCAGUGUUUGCAGACAGUAAUGUUUAUAUGUUACAUAUGAUGUACCAAGCCAUGGGUGUCUGUCUCUACAUGCAGGACUGGGAAGGUGCACUGCGUUAUGGGCAAAAAAUUAUCAGACCAUACAGUAAACAUUAUCCCUCCUACUCACUGAAUGUUUCCUCCAUGUGGCUGAAAUUAGGGAGACUGUAUAUGGCACUGGAGAACAGAACGGCUGGAGUUAAAGCCCUGAAGAGGGCAAUUGCUAUCAUGGAAGUAGCACACGGGAAGGAUCAUCCAUACAUUUCAGAGAUCAAAAAGGAAUUAGAGGGCCACUGAGCCUUUGAAUCUAUGCAAUCCUUCAAACCUUUAUUUAAAAAGCCCUGUUAUGGAAACCUUCAGGAGCGCUUUGAAAAACGGUAGAGUAUGAACACAGCUCUGUCCUAUAAUUGGAAUGACAAACACACUUAGGCCUUGCAAAAUGUUCCGAGCUUUCAACACAUCUACAACUGCCUUUUUUCUUUUUUUUUUUUUUUUUUUUGAGGAAGCAUUCAUGGUUUCUUAAAGGUUAUGCCUUCUGACAGCUCACAUGCAAAAGUGGCCAUUUUUUUCUUCAUGGGUUUUAAUGUGUAUCUUAUUUGUGUCAAGUAAAUAAAGUGUUCUUGACCCCUCUUGAUUGCACUUACACACUUACAUGGGUGCAGUAGUUCUGCCAAAUGUUUCAUUUAAUCUGACAAAUUAAGUAGCAAAAGCUGUACUUGUUGUUGUUGUUGUGGUUUAGUAUCCAAUUCCCCUUUUCACAAAUCAUUUUUGUUUGCAGUGACUUAGCUGAGAGAAGGGGUGACGAGGGUGAUGAAUUCUGCGCAUUGUGCAGGAAAGCCACCAUCAUUCCCUCGGGCAGUUAAUCUGCAGGCCCAGCGCUGCUCCGGGUAGGUGGGGAUCGGGGGAUUCAUCCCUGUACGGACCUAGAGCUCGGCAUGUUUCAUACAGAGAACACUGGCACCUACCUCAGAGCUGGAAGGCUUGCACUAGGCAUGAGUUGUGCAACGGCUGGCUUUUUAAUCCCCUUUAAAAAUUUAUUGCAGAACAGAGCUGUUAUUUCCUUAUAGCUGUACCUUUGACUCCAGUGGAUUAAAACUAUUCUAUUAAUACAUUAGCAAUUGCUUUUAAUAGAGGAACAGGAGCAUUUUCUGAGGAAAAAAAUUGAAGACAGCUUUUUCUGGCCAUAUGUAAGAGCAGAGGUUGGUUUUUUUUUCCUCCGUUUAGCUGAAUGACAGGAGAUUGCUUUUAAGGAUUGGGAAGAGGAGGGAGAGUGUGGCUGUGAUGCUGGAAGUACAAAGUUGGAAUAUGUUGCACAGUAAAACUCCAUGACCAUUCCUUACUGCUUUCACAGCUUAUGAAGUAUGAUGACAGAGAGAGAACGCAUUGCUAUUAAGAACUUCAUCUUAUUUUCUUUCCUGUAAGCGCUGCUCUGAAAAUAAAACUGGUGGAGAACAAGGGUUUGUCAGCUCAUUUUGCUGAAAGCUUUCAUUGCUCUCUAGCCAGCAAUUGUUGCUGGAGUACAUAGAACUGCACCAGAUCUUACGAUUCCGGAAGGCCGGGGCCACUUAGCUACAGCCAAGCCCAGGAAGAGAGUACCAGCCGACUACUUUUAUCCUAACAUCUAUCAUGUCAAGUAAACCCACAGCCAGAGAACUAGCACCUUCCCUUCAGGAAGCCUGGCCAGAGCCCAGAUUAUACUUUGGGACUGAAGAAUGGGAUCGGUUUACCACGAGCACCAGUAGGAGACUUGCCUGCAUGAAACUUGGAUGACAGGUUACAGAAGGUUCUUCAGCGCUCACUGUGGCCCCGGCUGUGCCUGUCAGUUUAACAUGGGAAAGUAAUACAAGCACAGUAGGUGUAAAUGCAAAACCUUAAGCUGG